GUCAAAGACACACCCUGUACAAUUAUAUCAUAUCUAGUUGAGAAAUAUAAUCCUAUUGCCCAUGAAGAAAAAUAGUUCAGCUGCUUGUGUUCCUGCGGGCUCCAAACAGGUUGGACGUAUAUCUGAACUUGUGAACGAUAUUGUUUUUCUCCUCAUCGGUACAUUUGCGUCCGCAACUGCUACCAUGUUUUAUCUACGAGGUGAACAAACAUUCAGACUUUGUCAUAAAUUAAACAAAAGUUAUGGAAUGUCCAAGGAAUACGAACCAGUUGUAAAGCACUUGGAGCAAAUGACACAUUUAUUCUACUACGAUUCUAUUAUUAGUAACACGAUAUACCUCAUCUUCACUUACCUAUCUGAUCAUGAAUGUUUCCAAAGAAAAAGGGAAGGGACUGGAGAUGGUUACAUAUGCGGAGUAUUGUACCCCGCUUGGUACCCCAUAAAUCUGGAUUAUACGCCUUGGAAGCAGAUAAUUCACUUAAUGGAAUUCAUUGAAAUAAUAUACAUUAUCCCAAAACUAGCAGGAGCUUGUAUAUUUUUCUAUGGUGUCAUCGUUAUAACGGAAACUAGAAUCAACCGAUUGAAAAGUUUUCUCAAGAACAUAAGUGUCAGCCGGGGCACGUCUGCCGAGGAAUUGUUAAAAAUCAAGAGUGCUGUAAGGGAUUAUUGCGACAUUGUUGAGUAA
Molecule: messenger RNA, 685 nt
Organism: Coccinella septempunctata (seven-spotted ladybird)
Lineage: Eukaryota; Metazoa; Arthropoda; Insecta; Coleoptera; Coccinellidae
Exons: 2
Coding region: 62-685 (207 amino acids)
Source: RefSeq, a predicted model, not a curated record